AUCAGAGCCUGGUUCGAAGCUGCACAAAGCACGGUUCAAAGUUGCAUCAAACGCGGUUCGAAGCCUGCUGUAGACGCGGUUCGAGCCUGGUGAGAGCGUGGUGCGAGCCUGGUUGGAGCCUAGUUACGAGCGGAAAAUCGUAGCCAUGGCAAGCAAAGGCGUGGAGGCAAGCGACAUUCCAAAGGAGGAACGAGGUCGACGGGAGACGCGUGGGGGCGCGAGAUGGAAGAGAAGGUCGAGGGCGGUGUCACCAGCGUCACAGGACGUCACAACAGCCUUUGAGGGAAGGCUGGCCAAGAGGGGCUUGGCUACGGGGGACGUCCACGAGCAGCUUGUCACUCUUAACUCCGAGGAGGAUGGGGGUGGCACAGUCGAGCCACUUGAAGGUAAGCUUCAAGGUGCCUUCGAUUCUUUCAUGGCGAACAUAAGCAGGGCUGUGGAAGAGCUUCAAGGGUCCCUUGCGAGCAGAGGUGGGCGAGACAAGCCACACAGAACCUCCAAUCCAUGCGGGGGCAUGGAAACCUCGAGGGAUGGCAGCGGUGAGCGACCCAAGAGGAAGCAAGGGUGCUUCUUGUGUGGAGGGCCACACUGGAUGAGGGAAUGCCCACAGUGGAACAAGCUCAACGCCAUCAUCUCAGCCCUCGGGGAGGAGCCCCAAGCCAGGGAGCUACGCUUGGGUGCCAUGACAGUUUUCAACUCCAUAGUGGCCCAGAAGGCAAGCGGGGGCGACGCCAAGGCCAAUGGAGCAGCAGAAACGAGCCUUGGCAAGACCUACAAAUAUGUAUCUGUCGAGAUCAAGGGGCAAAGCGUCCCAGCUCUACUGGACAGUGGCGCGGAUCAAAGCUUGAUUGUGGCAAGCUCGACGGGAGAGUUGGGUCUGCCAUGCACAAAAGAGCAUGGUUGGGUGAAGGUCGUCGAUCAGCCUUCACAGCCCAUCCAUAGUGUGGCACGAGGGGUGCCAGUGCAAAUAGGCUCAUGGUCGGGGGAGAUCGACCUACACGUCGUGCCCAUGAAGGACUUCAAGAUGGUGCUGGGUCGUGACUUCAUCAAUCGGAUGCUGCCAUUCACUUUCACGAGGGAUGGGCGCAUACUCUUUGAGGAUGGGGCGGAAACACGGCCAGACAGCGGAGUCCAAGCGCGGGAAGGCUCGGGGCACGGCAUAGUCCGCACGCGGCUCGCAGCGGAAGCAAGGUGGGGACGCGGCACAGACUUGCAGCAACUCGCGAAGAAGAUUGAGGCACUCGACACGAGCAGCCUUGACGAGGGCGUCAAGGGCUUUGGUGGGGGAGAGUGUCACGGAGCGCGAGUUCGGGGGCCCAAGUCAAGGCCAUCGUGGCACGGGGCGGCAGCCACGACACCCAUGGGCGCGCGAGCAGGGGCACGGACGCGGGCGCGAGCGCGACGUGGAAGGCAUGGGGUCACGGUCGAGACACGCAGACGCAUGUGGGAGCAGCCAAGGGCGUCCAUAUAGCGUGCGAUGGCGGUAGCGGACAAAGUGUCGA
Rubroshorea leprosula is the source of this 1502-nucleotide messenger RNA. The record is from the annotation of a GenBank genome assembly. NCBI's taxonomy places the organism in Eukaryota, Viridiplantae, Streptophyta, Magnoliopsida, Malvales, Dipterocarpaceae.